AACCAAGCGCGAUUACAAAUUCCCAUUACAGAAGUGAUUUACUAAUAACAAAGGAGGGAGCAACAUUGUUAGCUCCAUACCCUCACUAGUAAAAUAUCAGGGGUUUUUUUCUACAGCAAUGAGCUGCACGACCAGAAGUGCGAUGUUGAAGACGAGAAAAAAUAGCGAAGUUGAACGAGAAACUCGUACCAGCAGUAAGCGAAAGAAAUUGAAUUCGAGUCUUUGCGAUUCAAGUCAGGGAAAUAAAAACUUGAAAACAAAUGAAAACAAAGGAAAAACCGACCAGUUUCAGAAAGAAAAUUUUGAAUCUAUGCAAGCUUCCCCUACAACUUCCACACCUGCACAGUGCAACCAAUUUUCCCACACAAUCCUUGAUUUCUCAUGCCUGGGCAGUCAUUCGAGGACACCUUUACCCAUUUUGAACUGGGCAGACUCUGAUGACUUUUGGACAUUCUUGAAAGAAACAGAUAAAAAGUAUCCCGUAUGUGGUCAGUAUAUGAGUCAGCAUCCUUCACUGCAGCCAAAGAUGAGAACUAUUUUACUGGACUGGUUAAUUGAGGUCUGUGAGGUGUACCGGCUACACAGAGAAACAUUUCAUCUUGCAGUAGGCUAUGUAGACAGAUAUCUCAAGGUUAAGAAAGACAUUCAUAAAUCGACAUUACAACUUGUUGGAGUCACAGCCUUGUUUAUUGCUGCUAAACUAGAAGAAAUCUAUCCUCCAAAGGUUGCUGAGUUUGCGUAUGUAACUGAUGGCGCAUGUACAGAGGAUGAAAUCCAAAUAGAAGAACUGGUUAUGCUAGAGGUGUUAAAUUGGAAGUUGACACCAGUCACUAUAAACACAUGGAUAAGAAUAUACUUGCAACUAGAGAGCUACAAGCAAGAUGAGAAGGCAGCUUUAUUUCUAACUCCAGCAUUUUCUGGUAAAGAUCUUGUGCAGUCAGCAAAGCUUGCUGACUUGUGUGUAUUAGAUAUGGAAUCAAUUGACUUUCCAAAUAGAAUUUUGGCUGCAGCGGCAGUGCAUUAUACAGUCUCAACAGAUAUAGUCAAAGUUACUGAUAUAGAUUGGUCAGAGUUAUAUCCAUGCAUACAGUGGAUGAGGCCAUUUGCGGAAGCUGUUCAUGAACAGGGAAUGGUUGAAGUGAGACUCUUUGAUAAGAUUCCUGCUGAAGAUUGUGCAAAUAUUCAAACACACACUACAAAUAAGGCAUUGAUGGCCGAUGUUGCAAUCCGCAAGAGCAAAUAUAGUCAAAUUUCUUCCUUAACAAGAUGCAGUCCACCAUCCCCUACAUUUGGUGUCUUAACCCCUCCUAGCAGUUCAAAGAAAGGCAAAAUGAACAGAUAACAGUGUGAUGGAAAUAUAUGAUAAGUGUAAAGGAUUGCAGAAUGUGGCACAAGUGGCAGAAACAUGGAUUAAAGUGCAAAGCUUUGCAUCAAAGCACUUAAUUUAGUCAUGAAAUUUUUGUGAUACUGAUAUUGCAAGCUUCAU
Xenia sp. Carnegie-2017 is the source of this 1486-nucleotide messenger RNA. RefSeq names its product G1/S-specific cyclin-E-like. Gene Ontology annotation, molecular function: cyclin-dependent protein serine/threonine kinase regulator activity. Gene Ontology annotation, biological process: G1/S transition of mitotic cell cycle; regulation of cyclin-dependent protein serine/threonine kinase activity. Gene Ontology annotation, cellular component: nucleus; cytoplasm; cyclin E1-CDK2 complex. The transcript has 10 exons. Lineage: Eukaryota; Metazoa; Cnidaria; Anthozoa; Malacalcyonacea; Xeniidae. The record is from RefSeq and is a predicted model, not a curated record. The coding region runs from base 119 to 1342 and encodes 407 amino acids.